Eruca vesicaria subsp. sativa (arugula) is the source of this 882-nucleotide messenger RNA. NCBI's taxonomy places the organism in Eukaryota, Viridiplantae, Streptophyta, Magnoliopsida, Brassicales, Brassicaceae. The record is from the annotation of a GenBank genome assembly.
AUGAACCAAACCCAAAACCAUGUCGAUGAUAACAACCUCAAGCCGGCCAGAACCGGAUCAAUGUCCUCCGUACCGGAUUGGAUAACCGAGACGAUCAAUGGUGGAUCAGCCCGCCACGUCGAUCUCGAUACAGGAACCAAUGGCUGGGCUUCACCUCCUGGAGACGUAUUCUCUGUCCGCUCCGCCGACUAUUUCACCAACAAACGUAAAUGUCCCGGCGGAGACUACCUCCUCUCUCUCGCUGGUGUUGACUGGCUCAAAUCCACUACCAAACUCGACAACAUCCUAGCUCGUCCCGACAACCGUGUGGCUCACGCGCUCAGACAAGCUCAGUCUCUUGGUCAGUCCCAAAACAGCUUCAUCUUCGCUAUGAACUUUCAUAUUCCAGGCAAGGAACACUACCACUCGGUGCUCUACUUCGCGACGGACCAACCUAUUCCCUCCGAUUCUCUCUUCAAACGGUUCAUAGACGGAGACGAUACGUUUCGUAACCAGAGGUUUAAAAUAGUGAGCCAAGUCGUGAAAGGGCCAUGGAUAGUUAAAGCUGCGGCCGGGCAGUUCGGUGCGUUUCUUGUGGCUAAGACCGUGAGGUGUGCUUACCAUAAAGGACCAAACUACUUUGAGAUGGAUGUGGAUACAUGCGUCUCGCCGAUCUUGUCAGGGUUUCUACAGUUUAUGUUGGGGUACGCAAGGAAGCUUACGCUCGAUGUUGGCUUCGUUAUUGAGGCGCAUGAAGAGGAUGAGCUGCCGGAGAAACUGAUUGGAGGUGUUAGAUUGUGUGGUAUGGAGGUAUCCUCGGCUUUUGUGGUCGAACCGGAGCCACUGAAACCGUACAGGAUGAUGGGCUCGGUGGAAGCAAGUGACGACGUAAACACGCAUUAA